This is a messenger RNA of Pteropus alecto (black flying fox), 1664 nucleotides long. RefSeq names its product dual specificity phosphatase 11 (gene DUSP11). Gene Ontology annotation, biological process: protein dephosphorylation. NCBI's taxonomy places the organism in Eukaryota, Metazoa, Chordata, Mammalia, Chiroptera, Pteropodidae. Gene Ontology annotation, molecular function: polynucleotide 5'-phosphatase activity; protein tyrosine/serine/threonine phosphatase activity. The transcript is spliced from 10 exons. The coding region runs from base 1 to 1167 and encodes 388 amino acids. The record is from RefSeq and is a predicted model, not a curated record.
AUGGUUGGUAUAAGACUGGGAGAAGUAUGCGGUGGCGCAUGUGCAGUGGCAAAGGAGCCUGGGAACUGCGUGGGUUGCUGCCUAGGUGCUUCCUGUCUGCUGUCUUGUUUUGGCACCGAGGGAGUUGUUCUGGCGUCUUUGGUGCUCUUGGCAUUUGGUGGGCGGCAUCUUGGGGCCCACAUGAGCCAAUGGCAUCGUGCCCGCGGUGGUUGGGGCCAGGGUCGCGUCUUUUCUGGACGUUCUUCAUCCAGGAGGAAGGGCGGAAACCACAUCCCGGAAAGGUGGAAGGACUAUCUCCCAGUUGGACAGCGGAUGCCUGGGACUCGUUUUAUUGCUUUCAAAGUUCCUUUAAAAAAGAGUUUUGAAGAGAAUCUUGCUCCAGAAGAACGUUUUUCUCCCUUGGAUCUUUUUGACAAAAUUCAAGAACAGAAUGAAGAACUUGGACUGAUUAUUGACUUAACAUAUACUCACCGCUAUUAUAAACCAGAGGACUUACCAGAAACUAUUCCUUACUUAAAAAUUUAUACAGUUGGGCAUCAGGUACCUGAUGAUGACACUAUUUUUAAAUUCAAAUGUGCUGUUAAUGGGUUUUUGAAAGAAAAUAAAGAUAACGACAAACUUAUUGGUGUUCACUGUACCCAUGGUUUAAACAGGACUGGCUACCUCAUCUGCAGAUAUUUGAUUGAUGUAGAAGACAUGAGGCCAGAUGAUGCAAUUGAAUUAUUCAAUAGGUGCCGGGGACAUUGCUUAGAGAGACAAAACUACAUUGAAGACCUUCAGAAUGGUCCCAUCAGAAAGGACUGGGAUUCCAGUGUGUCUAGAUCAGGUGGCUGUCACUACUCGACAUGUGUUCACACCACUAAGCACAUCGUUAACCGAAGACCAAGAAAUAACAUGCACUGGGCCCAGGGCCACCCAACACCUCCUCGGCAUUUCCACUCCCGGACCCAAGACAUGCUGCAGUCAGUAAGAAAAUGUUCACAGAAUCAGAAUGUUUACCAGAGAAGUCAUAACCCUCCUCCUGGUCCCCCUGGAGAGGACCAUUCACAGAGGAGGUACUCUUGGAAUGUAAAGCCAAAUGCCAGCCGAGUAGUCCAGAAUCAGAGAUGGUAUUCUGGCAGUUACCACGGACUGUCCUAUCCAACCUAUUGUGGAUGGACUGAGUGACACAAACCUAUCCUGGAAAUUUAUCCGGAGACAGAACAGGACUGAAGAUGGCUGGGGUGAUUUUUUAUAAGAUCAGGUCCAAUGACGUUUAUAAUCUAUUCUAUUUCUCCCUUAUGUGUUCAAACUUAAGGAAAAAUUAUAUUGAUACUUAUUAACUCUUUGCUGAUUAACUCGCGGUAUUUGCAACAGUGAAAGAAGUAAUCUGUCGUUUCGGCCUUAACUUUUUUUUAAGGAAGAUGUUAUUUUAUAACAAAGUAAUAAAGAACAUCCCUUGAACAUAAUUUUUUUUAAUUUAAAUUAUUUUAAAUUCUAACUUUUCUGUGUAUUUCCUUUUGACUAGACUUGUGAUAUGAAUGUGUGUAUACAAAAAGUUUUAGUCAUGUUCUAUUCUGUCAUGUUCUGUUAUUGACCCAAUCAUUAAGAGUAUCAUUUUUUUGCCCCUCACUGUUCAAGAUUUCUAUUAAAAUCUACCUGGGAGACAGUCUCUUUGAACCUAA